Molecule: messenger RNA, 2548 nt
Organism: Haliotis rufescens (red abalone)
Lineage: Eukaryota; Metazoa; Mollusca; Gastropoda; Lepetellida; Haliotidae
Product: pleckstrin-2-like
Exons: 10
Coding region: 84-1289 (401 amino acids)
Biological process (GO): actin cytoskeleton organization; intracellular signal transduction
Cellular component (GO): plasma membrane
Molecular function (GO): GTPase activator activity
Source: RefSeq, a predicted model, not a curated record
CUCUCGAUGCGACAUCUAGUGGAACUGACGAGAACUAGUCAAGAUAAACAUUGAAAUGACAACUUGAAGGCAUUGCGUUUACAAUGGAUAAGGAAAAUUACAGCCUCCGAUCUGGAUAUCUUCUAUCACAAGUUCCAAACAACAAGUGGAAGGCGAGAUGGUUUAUUCUAAGUGAAGAUGAGCUGACCUGCCAUCGACAGCGACGGAAGUCUCUUGUCCUCAGCACCAUCAACCUAACUGGCUGCUCCAUCUUCUGCCCCUGCAAUGACAAGCCUGAAGUCAGUCCUCAAUGCCUGUUCAAGCUGUCUACUCCCGAAGGAGAAGAGUUGUACUUCCAGGCAGCAGGAGCCGAUGACCGAGAUGGUUGGGCGCACGCCAUCGGUGCCGUCAUCCGCUCACAGAGCACGUCUAAGCAGAUAUCCUAUAACAAGAUGACAUUCCAGAACUUCAGGGCAUAUGCUAAUGUUAGUGAAAUUAUUGGUGCUAUCCAGGAUCCGGAUGCAGGUGUCAACACCAGUGCACAUCUCCGGGGCGGGGAAGUCUACAAAAACUGUUUUAAAGGGAGUGAUGUCGUCGAUUGGCUAAUGCGCUGGUCCAUCGUUCGGAAUCGUGAAAAUGGUUCAGCCAUGGCACAGACCUUACUGAAACUAGGUCAUCUGCAAGAAGUCGACCUCCAUGAUGGCAGCAGUGGUGUCAGCCCCAAGUUCAAUGAUGGGGAGAAACUGUAUCGAUUUACAUCCAUCAACCUAGGGAUAAAACGGAACAGUUUCUAUGACAGCACCGAUGAAGACUCCAGCUCCUCCGAUGAUGAUGAGGAUGAGGGCGAGCGAGAAGAGGUCAAAGUUGAAAAGGUCAAGAAGGGAAAGCUUGUCAAGGAAUCCUUCCUCAUGAAAAAGAAGAACCUGCGGAAGGGCUGGAGACUUGUGAGAGCUACGCUGAGAGAGAACCCGUCAUCACUACACUACCACAAGGCGUCAUAUACAGAGGUAGUUGGGACUCAAGCUUUAGUUCAACAGAAUAGAAAAAAACAAGGUUGUGAAAAUCAGAUCAACAGUAAGAUGAUGAGUCUCGAUAACUGUGUUGUCACGGAAACUGUGAAGCCAGCCACGACCAGGGGUAUGGGGACCAAAGCCAAGAGCGUCAGAUAUCGGUUAUGUGUGAAGGAUCGCAAGGGGAAGUGUGUCACUCUUCAGACGAAGGACGAGCAAGAGAAGUUUGAGUGGCUCACGGUUCUUCAGCAGCUCACAGUGUCACCCAAACCCCAGACAGACGACCGAGGGCCCGAGUAGGUGCUCGGGGGCACCGAGCUGUCCUGGGGCACCAGAAGAUGUUUGUUCCACACGAAGCUGGCACAAAAUGCCCUUUGACAUGUUUUAGAGAAUUGAAGGCCAUAUUUGUAGCACAGCUCAAGAUGAAUUGUGAAAUAUUUAUUUGAGAGUUUUGAGACAUUUUAGCUUUAUUAACAGGGUUUUUCAAUUUUUCAAUUUGUUGUGAGGUUCAGCUCUACUGGUUGAGAUUAACUGUAGUUGGAGAUGAAAUUGUUGUUAUUACAAAAGUGUUCGUGUAAUACAUACUGAUGAAGAGAGAUUUGUGAGAAAUGACAUAAAGCUGAUUGAGGAGGAAUAUGCAUUGAUGCAGAAUAAAGUGCAUGCAUACGAUUAAUACAGUUAUAUAUACAGAGGUUAAGUGUCUAAACCAAAAAUAAUCCAUUGGAUAAUACGAAGCACAUCACUUGUUUGACGUCAAGAUGUAGAUACUGAUGUCAUAUUAAUCCUUUACCAGUUUUAGUGUGUUUGAUAUUAACAUGAACAUCAUCAUGACAAUCAUGAAAAAAUCAUUGUGAGAACAAAAAGCUGCCUUAACCAAAAACAAGGGAAACUCACCAAAUUGAAACUUGCAUUAUAUUUGUGUCCUUAUGCUACACAUAGUACCUGUGAUCCACUUGAUAGGGCUGUUUACCUGUGUGAGUGAGUGAAUAAGGCUUUGGUCGUAGUCAGCAAUAUACAGCUAUAUCACGGCAGCCAGGUAUCUGUAAUGAGUCCUAGAUAGACCGGUUGCAAGCAUGGAUAGUUUGAGAAGUGACCAAUGGCUAGAUCGCACACAAACAUUUAUCUACCUGGUGUCACCAUCCAGACUGUAUCCAUGCUUGGCCGCCAUUGUGACCAUGUAAUCACCAUAUGAAUUGGUCUUAUGAUUCAUUGGUAAAGAUGAUCUAGCCUGUUCCGGAAUCCCUGAUAAUCACUUGAGUUGCUUUACUACAGGUUUAGAUACACCACAUUCCUCCAUCACCUGUUUUUAUAUGUCUCCACUUUGAAGUGAUGUGGGUCUAUUUGAGUAUGCUUAUGAAAUGAGGCUGUUUGUAAGUCAUGGAAGUCACACUACUUUGUGCAAACCCUACCACAUCCAGACAUUAAAGCAAUAUGUAGAGGUUGGUUUGUUGUUAAACGCCGCACUCAGCAAUAUUCCAGCUGUAUGACGUCGGUCUGUGAGUAAUCGAGUCUGGACCAGACAAUCCAGUGGUUGAUAUCAUGAGCAUCGAUCCACGCAA